Molecule: messenger RNA, 12746 nt
Organism: Armigeres subalbatus
Lineage: Eukaryota; Metazoa; Arthropoda; Insecta; Diptera; Culicidae
Product: protein son of sevenless-like
Exons: 19
Biological process (GO): positive regulation of GTPase activity; Ras protein signal transduction
Cellular component (GO): plasma membrane
Molecular function (GO): protein heterodimerization activity; guanyl-nucleotide exchange factor activity
Source: RefSeq, a predicted model, not a curated record
GUUCUAGAGCAAGUGCAUCCAACGUUACAAGCCCGCGAGGAUGCUCUACUCUACAUGGAAACCUUAUGUUUGCGUAUGUUAGCAAUGCUGUGUGCCCAACCAUCUCCGCAUACAGUAGCGGAUGUUGAACAAAGAAUUUGGCGUACUUUUCCUAAGCCCCUCGACGAUUGGGCCCUGACAGAUGCUCGUGUGGCAAUAGACAAAUCCAAAAAAUUGAAACCGGUGCUUCCGGUUGACCGUGUCCAUACCCUAUUGCAAAAGGAGGUCCUGCAGUACAAAAUCGAUAGUUCGGUUUCAUUGUUCCUGGUUGGGGUGUUGGAGAGCAUUUCGGCUGACAUUCUGAAGCUAGUCGGCUACUAUGUCAAAAAUAUGCAUCACAUCGAGAUAUCCCAGGAGGAUAUCGAGGUCGCCAUGUGCGCUGAUAAGGCGCUCAUGGACAUGUUCUACCAGGGGGACAAUUCGAGCUCGAGGGCGCCUAGUCCAUUGCCGCCGACGCCUCGAUCCAGCCUCAGCUACGAGGAGGUCGUGAAAGAACUCAUCCACGACGAGAAGCAGUACCAACGGGACCUGCACAUGAUCAUAAGGGUGUUUCGCGAAGAACUGGUGAAAAUAGUCGACGAUCCAAAGGAACUUGAUGCAAUUUUCUCCAAUAUUAUGGACAUUUAUGAGGUGUCCGUAACGUUACUGGGUUCGCUCGAAGAUGUGAUCGAAAUGUCGCAAGAACAAAUCCCGCCAUGCAUCGGAAGUUGCUUCGAAGAAUUAGCAGAAGCGGCAGAGUUUGAUGUAUACGAAAAGUUUGCAAAAGAUAUCACGUCGGUUGAGGCAAAGGAAGCCUUAGCAAAUUUAAUGUCUAGGCCAGAGGCGAAUUCGCUGAAGUCGGCCGGUCACGGUUUCAGGGAAGCGGUUAAAUUCUAUUUACCAAAACUACUUUUAGGGCCUAUCGGGCAUGCACAGUUGUAUUUAGAUUAUAUUAAAAUUUUACUACAGCUUAGUCCAUCGCAGGAGGAUAAAGAAAGCUUUGUACAGGUUCAGGGGUUGCUUAAACCCUUGCAGCUCGGAUUGCAGAGUAUAUCUUCACUGCUGCCUAAGGAAUAUUUCGCUAGGGUAAACAGCCGGGCAAGGCGUCAGUCGGCAAUCGAAAAAACACGUGAAUUACAAAACAGUGUAGAACAUUGGAACAAAGACGUUGGUCAAUGUUGCAACGAGUUCAUCCGGGAGGACACACUUGCCAAGCUUAGCUCCGGCAAGCGACAAACCGAACGAAAGGUGUUCCUAUUCGAUGGGUUGUUGGUGUUGUGUAAAGCCCGACGGCAGAUUGUUCCCGGCAACAAUUACGACUUUCGGUUAAAGGAACGCUUUUUCAUGCGUAAGGUGGAAAUCAUCGAUCGACCGGACACGGAGGAGCUGAAGUAUAUGUUUGAAAUCUCUUCCCGGGAACCGAGUAACGUUAUACUUAUUGCAAAAAAUGCACAACACAAAAACGAUUGGAUGGCGGAUUUGGUUAUGCUGAACACAAAAUCCAUGUUGGAACGCAUUCUAGACAGUAUUUUACUAGAUAUCGAAAAGAAACAUCCACUUAAACUACCUAGUCCGGAAAUAUAUGCAUUUGCCGUUCCUGAUUCCCCUUCGAAUAUAGUGCUGGAGGAGCGAGAAGGAACGGGAGUGCCCCUAAUCAAAGGCGCCACGCUAACGAAACUGAUCGAACGGCUCACCUACCACAUAUACGCUGAUCCUAUGUUCGUGCGUACCUUCCUAACAACGUAUCGAUCGUUUUGUUCGCCCAAAGAGCUUCUUAGGUUAUUGGUUGAACGGUUCGACAUACCCCACCCGGCACUGGUGUACGACUGUGCCUGUGAUAAGGAACUUGGAUCAGAUAUGGACAAGUUUCAUAAGAAUUCUCAACGAGAAGACUGGAAACGCUACAAGAAGGAGUAUGUGCAACCGGUUCAAUUCCGUGUGCUGAAUGUUCUUCGGCACUGGGUAGAUCAUCAUUUUUAUGACUUUGAGCGGGAUCCCAAGCUGCUGGAUUCAUUGUUAUACUUCCUGGCAACGGUACGGGGUAAAUCUAUGCGUAAGUGGGUUGACUCGGUGUUGAAGAUAGUGCAGCGGAAGAAUGAAAGCGAUGACAGUCAUCGGCAGAUAUCGUUUGCUUUCUUAGAUAGUCCACCGCCGAUUGAGAAGCAUUUGUCGCUGAGUUCGGAUGAGAACGAAUACAAUCUGCUAAUGUUGCAUCCCUUAGAACUUGCCCGUCAACUGACGUUGGUAGAGUUUGAAAUGUAUAAAAACGUAAAACCAUCGGAGCUGGUCGGUUCAGUGUGGACCGGAAAAGAUAAAGAAACUACUAGUCCUAAUUUAUUAAGAAUAAUGCAUCACACUACGAAUUUCACUCGCUGGAUCGAGAAAUCGAUUAUCGAGGCGGAGAACUACGAGGAACGUGUGGCAAUGGCAUCGCGUGCAAUAGAGGUGAUGAUGGUUCUGCAGGAUCUCAACAACUUCAACGGUGUGCUUUCGAUCGUGUCCGCCUUCCAGGGCGCGGCAGUCCACAGGCUCAAGCUGACGCUUGAAGAGAUCCCCAAAAGCUACCAGCGUGUGCUGGCCGAGUGUCGGGAGCUGAACAAUUCGCACUUCAAAAAGUAUCAGGAAAAGCUGCGUUCAAUAAAUCCACCUUGUGUGCCAUUUUUUGGAAUGUAUUUAACCAAUAUUUUACAUAUAGAGGAAGGGAAUCCAGAUUUUUACCAAAUACGGAACUAAUAAACUUCUAAGAGAAGACGUGUAGCUGAAAUUACUGGUGAAAUACAGCAAUAUCAAAAUCAACCAUACUGCUUGAAAGUUGACGAUAACAUUAAGCAUUUUCUAAAAAAAUUAGAUCCUUUUAAAGGCAUGAGUGUAACUGAAAUUCAAAACUAUCUGUACGAGGAAAGCAAACGGAUUGAACCGAAGAAUUGCCGCCAACCAUUAAAAUUCGCGCGCAAGUGGCCAGACAUUUCUCUAAAGUCUCCCGGCAUCAAGCCCAUGCGACGUCCAAACAAUUCGGCCAAUUCGUCAUUGAAUCUGGCUGGUACGUUGACAUCCAGCAACAAAGCUCCGUUUGUGAACAAAAACGAUACCGGUGCGGAGCAGCAGUCACCUCCAGCCAGUUCAUCGUCGGCUUCCGUGGCCGACCAAGCAGUAUUUGCUAACGUGAACAUCAACUCGUCGUCGUCAUCAUCACAGAAUCAUCAUCACCAUCAGCAACAGUCGUACCAAUAUCAGCAUCAUUCGCAGGGAUCGAUGCAAUAUUAUCCAGGCCAGCAUCAGUCAGUUGGUGGCCAACAGCAAAACCAUCACUAUUAUCAUCACGGGCAGCAGCAUAGCUUAUCCCAGUCAGUGGUAAAUCUCACAUCAACGGCAGAUCAUCAAAUGGCGCCAGAGAUUCCACGACGCUCCGAUAGUAUUAUUCUAACCUCUUCACUAUCGUCCCAAAUACAAUACAACCUAAACAAUAGUAGCUAUUCCGAAUCCAGUAGCAAUCACAGUGGAGGAAGUAAGCUAGUUCCAAGCCCCCGCUAUCCAUCUUCCUCAAUGAGUGCGCUGUCGUCAUCAUCAUCUGGCAUGAGUGUUUCUUCGUUCUUUGGCAUUAUGAGCGCAUCGAACAGUGAUGCGUCUGGUCUUGGGGGAAGCCUAAGUAGCUCAGCUGCUACAAACGCCGCUAGUAUUGUUUCGCUCAGCGAAGGGCCAACUGGCCCUCCUCCACCACCACCACCCCAAGCGAAUGCCGCCACAGCCAUCUCACCAGGUGGGGGGUCGAUGUCUUCGCCAUCUGCCAGCACAUCUUCGGCGGUAACUGCCGUAGGACCGCUACCCUACUGCGUUGGAUCAACGGUUUCUGCACCACCAGCACCAGUACCCGGUACGGGUGCUGACAUUCCGCCUGCGAUUAGUCCCCGGACGGAUAAGCCAGCGGUACCGCCGGCACCGCCACCAUUACGGAAUCAUGGUGGUGGGGGAACCGAGUUUUGUUACAACACUUCCGGGCUCCCGACAUCACCGCUUGCAACUAGCAGUAGUACUAGCUUUAGGAUUAGUUCAUCCAAUACUUUAAAGAAUCAAAACUGUGAUUUUACUACCGCAAACAGCGCUGUCAAUCGUUCGUCAUGUGAAAAUUCGCCGAUCUAUCCGUCGAGUCCGCAGAUGCAUCCAACGGGUGCAGCGUCAGCGAUGGAUUUCAACAGCAGUGCCAUCUCGCCGUCGCUGUCCACCUCUUUCUCGUCAACAUCGUCGACCUACCAGACGGCGUACAACCACUCGUCGACAACGGCCGACUCGAUGAUCCUCAGCACGACGACGGCCAGUAACGACUUGGGUCCGCCGCACUCACCACACGUGAACGUACCAAAUACACACAAUAUUCCUCCUCCUAUGCCACCUCCUCUACCUCCUAGAGUUAAACGAAAAGAGUCCUCCGGGGAAUCGUUACAGUCUUCUCAGGUGCGACAAGCACCGGAUGCACCCAAGCUUCCACCGAGAGAUAUUAGUCCACCUCCGUUGCCGCCACGUACUCAUAUUCAGUCGCACUACUUAUUUGGAAAUGUGCAACAACAGCACCAGCUGUUACACAGCUCAGGAGCCUGUGACAGCUGGAAUCAUAUAAACGUAUUCUCGAAGGAUGAAUCGCCAUCUUCAUCUUCCUCGUCGUCGACGCUAACACGCGACAACUUGAACCAGCACAACAUCAGUGAACAGCGACUACUCAUGUUACCGCAUACUAGCACCAUCAUGAUGCGCCGAAAUUCCGCCAUGGAUCGGGCCUCUAAAGAAAACCUACCGAACAUCACGGCUUCGCCUUCGCUAUCCAGGCUUUCCAGCACAGCCACAGCGGGUGGGGUCCCUGGUGGACUAGCAACCGCUAGUGGACCUGUCAGUUUGCCAUCUUGUAGCGCACCACCGCCGCCAUGUGCGGCGAAGAAUAAAUCAGUUCAAAAUUCACCCGUCUCGCAGCAACAACAAGCGGUAGUUUGCGGACGACGGCCUAGCACAAAUAUAUCGCCCAGAUUUUCGCCCGGAGAAACUACACCUAAAUUACCUCCGAAGCCAAAGCAAACAAAUCUAUCAUCACAUUCGGAUCGAACAAUGUUCCCCUAUCCGAGCACAAACUGACCAAACGGGAAAGGUUGCGGGCGGCAUUUCUUACGGUAAAUUGGUACGAUAGGGUGACCAUAUUAGGGAACGAGUCAGAUUGAUGGAGUAUAUCCUGAUCCCGAACAGAGUGAACAUUUUGCCUGUUGCUGAGAGCAAGGCAUUCAAUCGUUGAGUGUUUGCGUUUUCAUUUCGUUGUUAAAUGCUUGAUUUUAAGUACAUAACGCAAGCAAACAUAAAAAUUAUACGGUGCGGAAAACAAGCAUCUAUAGAUAUGUUAUCAUUGAAAGGUUAUAUUUUACAAGUUUUACAAAUUUUAUAUUUUUUAAAUUUCCAACAGUGCACAUAAAGCAUGUUAUGCUUUACGCUAGAGCAGAGCAUAUGUCGAGGAGGAAAGUAUACAAAACAAAUAAAAAAGUGCCAUAGUUAGAAAAUAGAUCGAUAAUUUUCUUUCCUGCUUCGGGACUUGUAGACAAACAACAACAGCUCCAAAAACAUCCAUAUUUCUCUUUCACAAUACGAGGCCAUCUCUUGUAAAACCAUGAAACAAAUAUCAGAAAUUAUACGCAACAGUAUCGUGUUCCUACAUUUUAUUACAAAUUAAAUUACUAUUUAGCAGGAAUGGGAUGCAAUGAUGUAUAAGAAGGGUUGAUUAUGAUAGGGGAGUUAGACAACUGAAAAAGCUUGCGUUUAUUUUUCAAUCACACUCUUUUUUUUAGAACAUUUCUUACCAGCUGACAAACUUUCACAGGCGCAAAAUUUGUUCUGAUUUUAUUAACUGUUUCAUUAACAUAUGGAAUUUUAUCGUUUGUGAAAUUUAGAAGUGUAUAGAAUUAAGCGUAAAAUGUUCCAGUCCGGUAUACAAGUUUAGAUUAUUGCAAAACAAUGAAUACUAGUUAUUUUACUUAACUGAAGACUUUGGUGAAACAACGUAAGACGAACCAAUUAUUAUUCUAUUUUUUACGAUUAAUUUUAUCUAAUACUCAUCCCACUGGUAGUAUUCCGUGCAACUAAGACAAUGCGCUAAGUCUAAAAACUCUAAAAAAUAGCCGUGCUAUAUUUUGAAGCUGCAAUUUUGCUACAUGGUAUCAUUUUCUAUACAAAAAUGAAAAUAUAUGUUGGGAUGCAUUCAUAGACUCACGUUCCAAUAGUGAAAACAAACUUGAGCAACUCUGUAAUAAUUGUCCUAAUUUCAAUCAUCUGAAAUGGCGUUGUUCCUUAUUCCGUUCAUUUGCUUUCCUAAUUCCAAUCACCCGAAACACAUUUGAUUCAUUGGAGAUGUUAAUGCCCGAUAUUUUCCACCUUAUCUUCAACGUAAUUUUAACUAGAGCCUGGGUACUAGGCGUUCAAUUUUGACCUGAAACUGCAACAACAAUGUCUCUGUUUGUUUGGAAUUGUUCAUACCGCUGUUUCGUUCAAAUUGAAUAUUAAAACUUUAAAACUCCGGAUAACCCUACUUCUACAAUGUAUUCACGGGUUUCGGUAAAACAUAAUCUAAGGUAUUUGUAGCUCAGAGACGGCAGUGUUUUGAUAGCGGACUCGAAACUCGCCAAGAAAUUCCCGGAUGAAGCUUUAAGAACAGGAACGCCACAAUUAGAUGGGUUCUGCUGUUUUGAACUAUCCGUGUUCUUCGGAAAUACUUUGUCAACAGCAACCACUUGACUAGCGGUGAUGAUGCCUUUCUUGAUUUUGGUUCCGCCUCAGUGUGAUGCACAUAAUAAAUAAUUGCCUAUAUUACAACGGCUCUUGCAAACGCUGUAAGGCGAAUCAACCAACCAACCCACCAUUACUUUCAUAACUAUUGAACGCAAUAAUCCAUCGAAACCAUAAAUAUGCAAAAAGUUGGUGAGUGAAUUAUUGGCAGUGCCUGCGCAAAUAGCCAUAAAUUUAAAUGGCAACAUCUACCGCGGGUGUUCUCAAAAUUAGGAAUUUUUCAUGAAAAACUUUUUGGUACCGGUUAUGUAGGAAGGUGUCCGUUACUACGCCUACCAAAUAUUUUUUCGAUGAAGGUGCUUAAUUUUGAGAAAUCGAACCUUAGAUGCUUAUCGCCAUAUUGAUUUAAGGAAGUGAACUUCUAGUGUGCCGCUCUAAGCACGCUCAAAGUGGGUGAUUGUGAAGAAAAUUCAAAAAGUACCGUCAAACGGGGUGACAUGCAACACUUUUCAAAUUUCUCUCAAGAAUUGUGAAUAAAAAAGAUUUAUUCAUUCUACUAGUACAUGAUACUUUUAAUAUUAGUGAUUAGCCAUAUAAUCAGAUAUACAACAAUAAUAAAAAUAUGAAAAUAAUAUCAAAAUGAUGGGUGUUGCAAGCCACCCCUAUUGCGGGGUGACUUGCAACACCUCAUCGAUUUCAAUCAUAACAUGUUUUAGAACAACUUAAUCAUAGUGCUUUUUCAUCCUGGGUUCUUCACCACUGUCAAUGCAGGGGCCUUACUUGAGGAAUCCCCCACAGACAAACAGACAUAACACUCGUUAAACUCCCAUCGUUCACUGAUUUACUGGUCGAUUCAAAUAAUCAUUAGGUGGUCAAGCGAUCACUCGUGGCGCGCGCAUUGAAUUUGUUCGAGUUUGACGUUUGCUCACUCGCCAUCUGGUUCGUGACUAAAAUUAACAGAUUUCGUUAGUGUUUCAACGACGAUUUAUUUUAUGAGUGAAUGUUCAAUGUGUUAUGUCUGUUUGUCUGUGGAUCCCCCCUACCCACAUUCCCCUUUUUUACGAUUUCAACAGAUCGAUUGGUAUUUUUAGUCAUCGGUUUGAAAGUACUUUAUGUCGGUUUAAGAAUGGUGUGCACCAUCAGUCAUUCCCUGGAUAGUUGUUUUUGAAACGGUUUUCCUUUCUUUCCCCGCCAUCCAAAUUUCCACGAUUAUUUUAAGAUCAUUAUUUUAAAAAGACAUUUCCGCAGCAAGCAGCAAACCAUCCACAAGUGUUGGAUCUUCUUGGGAAUUCAACACUGUUUGACCAUCGUAGAUCUUAGUUUUACUGUUUUCUGUAUUAAGAUAAUGUGAAAUUGUUGGCAAAUCGUACCGCCAAGCGGCUUACGGAUAAAAAUUUUGUUUUUUUUUAACUUCUACCGCUGCCUUUAUAACAGUUUUCUUUGAAAAAUUAGCAUACAUGCGACUUUCUUCAGGUUUCGUGUAGUUUCGCGGCAUGCUAAAGGAAUUCUGUAACAAUGCUAGCACAGAGAACAGACGUUCAUCUUCAUUCGCGUGCUUGUGUAAAAGUUUGUACUGGUCAUUUUGAAGUAUGUCGUUUUGCCCCCGUUGCGCGGUGCUAGUGUGCAGAUAAAUAUGGUUAAAAUUUACCGUGUUUUUCUUUUUAGCGCCAGUGUUCAUUCCGAAUUGCUCCUAGGCUCGCUCCUAGGUGGCAGCACUACAUUGUUUAAUCUCUUAGUGAGAUUGAGUUUUUAUGUCGGGCAGCCUUCGUUGGCGGCGCUGAGGUGCGAUUUAAAUCUUUACACACGUUUUUCAAGAAAUUUUGUUCGAGCAUCCAUGUCUGUUCUCUGUGAUACUAGUUUAAUUUUAUUUUAAACUGAAUCAGCAGUUUUUGAAAAAUAAAACUAUCGUGAAUCAGAUGUUGCAAGUCACCACUCAGGGGGACAAAUAUAAAAAAGUUGAUAUUUCAAAAUCAAACAAUUUUAUUAUUUAAUAGUUUUCGUGGAAUUACAUACCUUAGUAGAUCCUGUAACGCAGUAACUGGAAAGGGGAUCGAUUUUGGUGAAAUUUUCAAUUUGCUACACGAACUUACGAUUUACCACGUUCGUAUUUUUUUUUUUUGUCUUUAUUAAGGAGACUUUUAGCCCGAGGCUGGCUCGUCUCCGACGUUUGAAUUUCAACUGACGAAACAGUUUCAGAAAAUAACAAAAACACAACAGUGAGUGGUAUUUUCACCUAAAUACCAACUAGGCACAACAAAUACAAUGUAAACUUGGAAUGCGUGAUGACAUUUAAGUCGAUGUCUGGGUAAAUUUUUAUUGUAAAAAAAACAAAAACUUGUGGAAAACCCAAGUGUUGCAAGUCACCCUGUUUGACGGGGGGUACGCCGUUUGGCAUAAAAUAAUAUGGCAUAAUAGUCAUUUGGCAUAAUAGCCGUUUGGCAUAAUGGUCGUUUGGCAUAAUUGAUUAAAAAUAAUAUAUACUCAGAAAAAUUACAAUUCUUGCAGAAUAGUUAUUAUUGGCAAUAUGAUUUUCCCUUCAUUUGCACAUAGGCAUAGACCAUUCCUCAGAACGUAUUAUUCCCCAAAAAGUGAAAUUAAAGUAAUUCUAUUUUAUUGAAUUUUUGUUCGUAUAAUUUUGUUUUAAUCAAACGGUUGCUCGAGAUAAGGGGAAACACGUAAUACAGGUAUACCUCGAUUAUAUGGACCCUCGAUUAUAUGGACUUCGAUUAUAUGGACUUUUUACCUCGAUUAUAUGGACAAUUUUUUUCGCCUAAAUUGUUUUUCGUGAUUUGGGUUUCUGAAAAGCUAUGGAAUAUUCUAUGUUAUAUUUUACAUUGAUUUUAUAUUUAUUAGGGUAAAUUGGGGCAAGUAAAGGCCAGUAAAUCAUGUUUUCGAACUUAUAUAUGAAAUCCCACAUUGAAUCAUAUGUUCGGCUGACUGGAUUAAUUCACCAUUUUCACGUUGGAAAUUUCGUUGUACUUGUAUAUUGCAUUAAUCAACAUCACCCUUGGCCACGUCCUUACAAAUAAGUGGGGAAAUAAAACGCGUAUGUUUAGGUGAUCUCUGCUAUAUGAAAACGCGAAGUGAAUUGUCAUUCUUACAGUAUGAGAAGCAAGUGAUGAGAUAAAGAUGUCGUAUUUAACUGUUCGAUAUUUGCUUUAAACCUUUUCCUGCUUUUGGUGCAUGAAAUUACGUGUAGAAGAGUAGAUGACGCAUUAACAUCCAGUAUAUUCGACCCACGGAUUUUGUUAGCAGUAUGUCCAGGAAACUGGAAGAGUUUAUUUCAAUGCGUGCUAAUUUUUUUUUUCUGGAUAAACUUGAUUAUGAUUUGAACUGAAAAAUCUACAAGAAGUCUUUAUAUUUAAAUAAGUUUUGUCGAAUAUCCCUCGGCCGCAUUCAUAUUUGUUCAGUACAAGGCUUGCGGAUUAUAUUGAUGCUUAACGGCAGGAAAAGAAAUUGAAUAUCCAGAAUGUGAGUGUUGCUGUUUAACCGUUCAGCAAACGAGUGAUCCUUAAACCCUCAUGCACUCACUUGGCCUAACAUUCGACCGAUUUAGAAGUGGAAUUAGGCCAAUUUUUCUUUAGUCGUUUCAGGUUUAAAAAAAUGUGGGUUCUUUAGGAAAGUUGACCUUCAACGAGUCAAAGAAUUAAAUGAGACAAUAAAACGAGUCACAAUUUUUGACAGGAAGGGUCAGAAAAAGAGACUGAUUCUAAGCGUUUUUCUGUAUUCAAUAAUGUAUUUGGGCCAUAUCUUCUGAGCCCAUAGUUCGAUCCAGUCAAUUUUCAAUAGUAGACAAUGGUACAAAAUUCUCCAUUCAAAUCAAUUUGCUGCGAUCAAAUCGAUUGAGAACAAGUGUCAGUCCUUUUAUACAAAGUUUGUGUUUGCUUUGUUGAUAAAACAGGUAGGCACUGUAGUUAGAAUUCGUACAAAAGUAUAUUAUUGUAUACAUUUUAAGCUUGGCAAACUCUCCACCACUAACGUAAUCUUAGAAUGGUGUGCAAGUUUGCGACUGGAAAAAGGUUACGUUCUAACAAAAGCUCAUCAUCUGCUGAGUAGUCAUAAAUACGCCAAAACAUGCGAAUUGGACUGCAGAAAAAUAAAUGGAUAUUUUUUAGUGUAUUAAGACUUAUUUUCAUCGUAUAACAUAAAUUUUGAGAAAAAAAAAAUUGCUUCGAUUAUAUGGAAAAUUCGAUUAUAUGGACUUUUUUGCAUCGAAAAAGUCCAUAUAAUCGAGGUACACCUGUAUAGCCUUUCUUUUAAAUCAUGCGUUUGCUCGGUGCAAUGCGAAAGGGAAGCCUAUUCCUUCUUUUAAAUCAUGCAAUAGAUCGGAAUAAUGCAAAAGAGUUGAUGAUGCCUUCUUUUAAAGCACGCGUUUGUUCGGAGCAAUGCAAAAAAGAAGAUCAUUCCUUCUGUUAAAUUACGCGAUUGUUCGCGAUUAUGCCGAAGAGUUGAUGCACGCUAACUUUCACUUACUCAGUGACUGAGUAAAAUUGUAUUGCCCUCUCUUUUCUUCUCACGAAAAUUUUAGUCAGUUUCGCCAAAGCGGAGCUACUCAUAGCUAUGAGUAGUUCCGCUUUUGACGGAAACUGAGUAAAAUUUCUGUGGGAAAAAAAGAGAUGACAAUACAAUUUUACUCAGUCUCUGAGUAAGUGAAAGUUAGAGUGUGCUGCCUUCUUUUAAAGCUCGCAUUUGCUCGGUGCAAUGCAAAAAUGGAGGAGAUCAUUCCUUUUAAUUUACGCGAUUGUUCGGGAUAAUGCGAAAGAGUUGAUGAUGCCUUCUUUUGAAGCACGCGGAUGCUCGGUGCAAUGCGAAAGGGGAGAUCAUGCCUUCCUUUAUAUUACACGUGCUUGGGAUAAUGAAAAACAGUUGAUGAUGUCUUCUUUUAAAACACACGUUUGCUGGAAGCAAUGCAAAAGAAAAGAUUAUUCCUUCUUUUAAUCUCAGGAUAAUACAAAAGAGUUGAUGAUGCCUUCAUUUAAAGACCGCAUUUGCUCGGUGCAAUGCAAAAAGGGAGGUCAUUCCUUCUUUUAUAUUACGUGAUUGCUCGGAAUAAUACAAAAGAGUUGAUGAUGCCUGCUUUAAAAGCAUGGGCCUUCUUUAUUGUUAAUAUCAAAAAGUAUAUGUUUAAGUUGCUAGCCAGUCCAGCUUUAAGUUGCGUAAAGAGUAUGAUUAUUAAAAAUAAGAUCAUUUUCAUUGCGUUAUGCCAAGCGACUAUUUUGUCAAAAGACCAUUAUGCCAAACGGCUUUAUGCCAAAUGACUCUAUGCCAAACGGGGUAGCCCCCGUUUGACGAUACAUAACUCGAUCUAGGAGUGCUGUGCUGCAAUAUUUUUCUGCGAUUUUACAUUUGCAAACCAGGCACUGAUCCCGAGCAACGCAGGGUCUGAUCUGCUAGUAAUAAAAUAUAAUUUAUUUUCAGAUACUUUUCCGGUAUUAAAGUUUUAUACAUUUGCUUUUGUGACAUAUUAUUGGAGAUUCAAAUUGAUAUAGACAAUAAAAAUUCACGGUGGGCAUAUAGUCUAAGUCACUAGCCCUUUAACCAGCGGCAUGAUGACAUUCAGCCGCGAACAGAAGAAGAAGAAGAAGAAAAAUUCACGGUGAAGUCAAUUGUGGGAUCGAACCCAUGACGUCCUGCGUAUGUAGUAGAAAGGGUAUCGACUAAAAUACCAAGCCUGUGUUGUUCAUCAUUAUCUUUUCAUUAAAAAUAAAAUAACUAGUGUACUAUUGAGAGCAAUGGUAGAGCAUGCUAUUAUACUUUGAAAAGAAAAAACGAGUAUUUCGCGUACGGUAAUGGCUACUUAUAAUAAGGACACAUUUGUGGUAUUUGUACCAUGGUACAGGGCGGCAAGAAAAUAAUUCCAAUACUAUCUUUGAUGAAGACAAUAAUAGAUAUGUCACUUAUUUCAAGAUUGUUGUACCAUGGUAUUACGUGUAAGCCUCACACCUCGGAAAAAUUAAAGUAAAGUACACGGGAAAAAA